GAGGUGGACUGGAUUCCCUCCGUUCUAACGGGCCUGAUUGGGUAGCCGGGGUUCUAAAGGGGUGUGGCUGAUCUUGACCGAGAGUUAUAAAAUCGUUUGUUGGUCAGAGGCCACCCUCAUUAAAGUGAGGGUGGCAGAGUGGAGUUGGUAGGUCUCGCAGAGGGGAAGCAGGAAGUAGAAGAAGUGGGGUGGUGACGGGGAAAAUAUCCUAAAAAUAUACAUUUGCAAACUUCCUAAACAAGAAGAGCCAGCAUCCACUCAGCGGGGGCUGUUUGAACCCCCAAGUCAAUAAAGGAUAGGUUCCUGAUCAGAAGGGAUCCAAGUAUCGAUUAAGGCGUGUAUGUGAGCCCUCCAGAGGUCAGGGUAAAUCGCGCUACUUUGAAACCUCUGUGCAGACCCAACACAAUGAAUUCCAAUGUUGAAAACCUGCCUCCACAUGUGAUCCGGCUGGUCUACAAGGAAGUCUCCGCUCUAACAUCAGAUCCACCUGAGGGCAUCAAGGUGUUUCCCAAUGAGGAGGACAUUACAGAUGUGCAGGUCACCAUUGAAGGACCUGAAGGUACUCCUUACUCUGGUGGCCUCUUCCGCAUGAAGCUGAUUCUCGGCAAAGACUUCCCUGCCAGUCCACCAAAAGGCUACUUUCUGACCAAAAUCUUCCACCCCAAUGUGGGUGCCAAUGGGGAGAUCUGUGUCAACGUCCUCAAGAAAGACUGGAAAGCAGAACUUGGCAUCCGACAUGUCCUGCUGACCAUCAAGUGUUUGCUGAUCCAUCCCAACCCGGAAUCCGCCCUAAAUGAGGAAGCAGGGCGCCUCCUGCUGGAGAACUAUGAGGAGUACGCUUCCCGAGCUCAGCUUCUAACCGAGAUUCAUGCCCAACCCUCCUCCGGCUUGCAUACAAAGAACCCUGCUGAGCCUUGCUCCUCUUCAGCAGGUGCCUCCGGGGAGGGUCCCAUGGCCAAGAAACACGCAGGUGACAGAGACAAGAAAUUGGCUUCCAAGAAGAAGACUGACAAGAAGCGAGCCCUUCGGCGGCUUUAGGGGAUGGGGGGGUGAGGUUUGAGGGUCCGAAACAGGCAGGUUGUGGGCAUUUGGGGUUCCAUAGUACAUAUUCAAUCUCCUCUUUUCCUCUGCCACCUUCACUUUGAGACUGCAGUCCAACUUUGUCUUGCCCUUGUCGGGUUUUUCUUUUCAGUCUUUAAGUUAUUUAAAUUAUAAAAG
Molecule: messenger RNA, 1218 nt
Organism: Notechis scutatus (mainland tiger snake)
Lineage: Eukaryota; Metazoa; Chordata; Lepidosauria; Squamata; Elapidae
Source: RefSeq, a predicted model, not a curated record